ACCUGCUUCCGCCUCCAUUGGAUCCGGCCAAGUAAGCCGCGCUCCACCUCAAAGCGCGGAGGAGGCGGCGGCAUUGCGGUCAAAAGCCGGGCGAAAGUUGAAGGUCUGCCCUGCGGGAGGAGGAGGAGGAGGAGGAGGAAGGGAGGGCCCUACUGGGCAAACCAGAAUUUGGGCUGGUAAAGGAGGAAGUGGAGAGAGCCGUAUCAGACAGGUGGGCGAGAGAGAGAGCUGGUUCUUCCCGCUGGAUCCGACGCUUCGUGUGGGAGCCGCGACGGGUAGCUCCGGGGCGCCGCGAUCGACGUGGGGGGAAGGAAGAAGGCGAAGACCACGUUGAGGCGGAAGCCCGGGGCUUUAGCUCUGUGGAAGCUUGCCGUCCUUUGGAAAAGGAAACCUGUGGGAGGCCUGCUAAGGGAGUUUGUGGAAGAGUUUGCGUAUCGUGUUCUGGAGGCUUCAAAUGCACUCGGGUCUGCAUACCUCUCGGGAGCUUACUACUGGGUUGGAUUAGUGGGCGUUUGGCUGUCUUUGCCGACCAAGUAAUCCAACAAGGAACAGGCUUAGUUCUGGUCAUCGUGGAGUAUACCUUUACCUGAAGAUUUUAAGAAAGUGUGGAAGCCUGGAAUAAGAAAUCAUUUGUAUCGCCAAUGUGUGAAGCAGGCCUAAUGCAUAACAAACUGUGUGAUGCCUUAGAAGGUGAAGAUGACAUGAUAUAUGGAGAUUUGGGAAAUGGAUUUAAAAAACAUAAUGGUAUAUAUGAAUCAGAAGGCUUCCACAAACAUACAGUUAGGUCUAGAAGUGGUUCUGCAAGAAAAAGCUUGUCAAGUGAUGGAGAAGAACACGAUGCAGUAUUUUUUCAUUGUUCAAAAUGUAACAGUUUGAAUGACGUGCCAGUCAAAAAACUUGAAAGGAAUGGAUUUGCUCCCUCCAAACCACAAGCCAGUUCUGAGUUCAAUUCUGAGGCAUCAAAUGAAGAAUUAAAACAACGUCUCCAAGAAAUUUUAGAGGAAGUAGAAAUUUUAAGAGUGGAAUUAGAAGCAUCUCAAAGACAUCUUGAAGGCAAAGAACAAGCUUUAAAAAUUCUGCAGAGCAUGGCUGUUUUGGACAAAGCUACCACUCAUACUAAAGCAGUAUUUAUAAAAUCAGAGCAACAAAAGCGAGCCUUAGAAAAGGAAAUAAAUAUUCUGCAGUGGGAGAUCAAAAUUAAUCAGGAGAAAUUAAAAAAUAUAGAUGAGACCUGGGCAGAGAAAUAUGACAGAAUUUAUUGUGAAAAUGCUGCCUUUAAAGAAACGCUUAAAAUGAAAACUGAGGAAAUUAAACUACUGAAGUCUGAAAAUCAACUUUUAGAGCAACAGCAUUUGGAGAUGGUGGCAAUGCUUGAUGUAAAACAGCAGAAGCUUGUUCAGGAUAAUAUUUGUCUUAGCAAGAGUGGUGUUACUGAGGUUACAAGUCUAGAAUUGGCAGUUCUUGGAGCCUGUGCUUGCAAUGGUCCUGAAGGAGUACCCUGUGCCUGUGCCAAGAUGUCAGCAGCAACUCGAAAGCAACUUCUUCAACUCAAGCAAGAGUUUGAACUUAUGAAGAAGAGUAAAGAAGAAGCUUAUAUAAUGGCAGAUGCCUUCAGAAUAGCUUUUGAACAGCAGCUGAUGCGGAGAAAGGAUCAGGCUUUCAGGCUUGCCCAAAUGAGUAAGAUCUGCAGAAAAGAAACUAAAACAGUAAAGUGGAAAAGCAGCAAAGAAGAUGAAAAAAGAAAAAGCUUGGGAGAAAAGCUGAUAGGCAUGCUUGCUUCUGGUCCUGAGAGUAAGAAAGUAGAAGAACUGGAUAAUCCACUGGAGAUCAUUAGGACACUAACAGACCUGCUGAACGAUAAGGAGGAGAUGUUGGCUCAUCAAAGAAAGGUUAGUUAUAUGCUUGCUCGAACACUGGAAGAUAAAGAAAAUGCUUUGCAACAAAGGAAAGAAAGUACAUUUUCAGAAGAAAAGGUUACUUUUAAGAACAGUCAGUACAAACAAGACUUAAAUCCCCAAGAAUGGAUUUUUCCUGAAUGUUCGUGUUGUCAGGAUGGCUUUUCUUCGGCUCCCAAUACAAACCCCAGCAGAAUGCCAACUUCUCAUUCCACAGGAUCUAAAGAAAAUAAACACCACAACUUCAAAGAGACAAUGAAUAUGAAAUAGGAUACCGCUUUUUAGAAAAAUGUAGAUCUGUGUGUAAAAAAUGACAACUUCCUUAACAUUUUGCUUCAUAAUUUAGGACUCUUAAAUGCCGUCUGUGCUCCAUUGAACAUUGAGCACCUUUAAAGGACUCCUUCUUAAAUUCCAUAUCAGGAACACAGAUAAACACAAAUUCAAAAGCUGCUUAUUCAUGGAAAGCAGAAGGAAGAGCUGAAAAUAUGCAACGGUUUAUGUAUUUGUGGAAUACCUGCAGUGAACUAUAAUUCAACCUUAAUAAGGAAAUUUUACAAGGCCAUUUUACCGUUUAAGUAAUUUACAAUUUCUGGGUUGAAAAUAAUAUAUAAUUUAUUGUUGAUGGAUUGUAUUCAGCAGUCUCUGUCUGUGAACAGAAGGCCUUAUUACAUUCUUCUAAAGAUUUCCUCCAGUUUCUGAUCUCACAGAAUGCUUUGCUAGCAGAACCUACUAAUCCCCAUUCUCUUUUCUAAGCUGGCCUUUUUAUUUAGUUAAUUGUCAAGAUUGUUUCCACAGGUUAGAAAACAUUUUUUAUUCAUGUGUUCAAUAUUUUGCAUGCUAUUUACUUUUCACCAGAGAACAUUUUCUCUUUUUUUAAAGACCUUUCUUUUGCUUUUUUUAAAAAUAAGCUUCUUUUAUCAAUGCUCUUCCUCACCGACGGAGCACUAGAAAGAAGUUCUGCCUAAAUCAAGGUUCAUUCAUUCCCUCUUAAAUUGCCUCUCCUUGCUAUUUUGUACCAUGAAAAUGGUACCUUUCACUUUCCAGAUGUAGUUAGACUUCAAGUCCUGUCAACUUCAGACAUCACAGACUAUAUUUGUAUGUGAUGGAAAUUAAGGGUUUCAGUUUCCCACCUUUUGAUAUAUUUUAUAGCUCAGGUUCCUUUUUAAGUAUGAGGAUUUGCAUUAAAAUCCAAUCAUUUACUAAUUUCUCUGCCGCACUGAAUGAUUGCUGAGAUGUUUUUCCCUUGGAUAAAUGUCUAGCUUAUUGAUUUUCAUUUCUUCUAGAUCACAUUUUCAUAAAGUACAGAUAGGAAAAAUUGGUAUCAUAUAUCAUCCUUUGUUCAUGUAGAUCAGGGGUGUCAAACUCACGUCAUGGUGGCGUCACGUGGCAUAUCGGGACUUUUUUCCCUUCGCUAAACCGGGUGGGGGUGGGGCCAGCACGUGAUGCAUCUAACUCUCGGGCUGUGAAUUUAACACCCCUGAUGUAGAUUGAUCAAAAAGAGGACAUAAUGGGAUUCAAUCAGAUCUUCAUAAAAAAUAAAUUGCCUUAUGAAUGUAUAUAUUUGAAAGAAUGAUUUCAUGAUCAAACAAAAUCUGUUGCCUUAGGAAAUUGGAGGUCUUUUAUACAUUGAUCCACAUUGGCAGAAAAUAUUAAACAGUAGGUAUGUUAGAUUAGAACUACUUAUGUAUAAAAACACUGCAUGUGACCAUUUGUUCACCAGAUCUCUUUAAUCAGAAAGUUGAAGAACAGUAACUAUCUUAUACAUGUGUGCACAAUAUAAAUUAGUGUUGGGUUCACACUGACUAUUAAGUGCAUUCAGGCAAAUACUGCACAUAUAAGCGAUUAGGUAAUAUGUAAAGUU
Notechis scutatus (mainland tiger snake) is the source of this 3756-nucleotide messenger RNA. The record is from RefSeq and is a predicted model, not a curated record. Lineage: Eukaryota; Metazoa; Chordata; Lepidosauria; Squamata; Elapidae.